ACUUGUGGAUACCAACUCAUUGAGUGCCAGAGUCCCCUGCUUCACCAGCAUUCUACAGUAGCUCUUACAUGUGUAUCUCGCCUGCUGAAUACUACGCACAGUUCUGCAAUGUUGCUGUUUGUCUUCACCUUGAUCAUCAUGACAGCUGUAAAGCCGUUGUUUUGUGAUCGCUGCCCUCGAGUCUGCAUCUGUGAUAACAUCAGAACGUUUGUGGCCUGUACAAACAAGAACCUGACAGAAGUCCCAGCCUCUAUCCCACAGUACACCCAAAAGUUGGAUCUCAGAGGAAAUGAUCUGAAGGUUAUUGCCAAUGGGGCAUUCUUAUCUGUACCAUAUUUGACACACCUAAGCCUUCAGAAAUGCAAUAUUGAAAGGAUUGAGGAAGGUGCUUUCCGAGGUCUUGGGCGAUUGAUUUACCUCAACUUAGGCUCUAACAAAAUCAGUUUCAUAUACCAGGAGUCAUUUGAUGGACUGUCAGCUUUGGAGCAGCUUGUCCUGGAAAAGAAUCGCCUUGAGGAGAUCAAGCCUGGGGCCUUUGGUCAAUUGGGUUUUUUGAACUUUCUUCAUCUUGGAGACAAUUUCCUUGUUUACUUGCCAGAUAUGUUAUUUCAAGGACUGCAGCAAGUUAAGUGGAUACGUCUCUCAAACAAUAUGAUUAACGUGGUAUCUAAUGAGGCCUUUGCAGCACUUCCAAACCUAAAGAGGCUUAGUUUGGAUCACAAUGAACUCCAGUACCUUCCAACCGAAGCACUUUUGAGAAUGUCUGGUCUGACUAGAUUGGAACUGGGAUGGAAUCCAAUGACUUUCAUUUCAGAGGAAGCUAUUCAGAUGGCAUCCCUCAAGCAGCUCUUUCUCAAUAGCAUGGCGAUACAGGAUGUGUCUUUCAAAGCUUUUGAAAGAAGCCCACAGCUAUCCCUUAUUGAUCUAAGUAACAACCAGAUAAGGACAAUACAGGUAUUAGCAGGUUUAGAACAUUUGAAUCGCUUGAACCUAACAGGAAAUGCCAUACGUUGCGAUUGUGAGCUGAGAUCUUUUAAGCGAUGGGCUGACGUAUCAAGGGUAAAAGUUGAUCUUAUUUGUGCUGGUCCAGGACAUUUUAGGGGAGAUCAUUUAGAUUCUCUGAGAGCCAUUGACCUGAAAUGUGGUAAUUUCCCAGAAGAAGAUUAUAAUCUACCCCCAAUAACUCCAAAACCGGAAGAGGAAAGUUCUUGCCCACAGGGGUGCGACUGUAAACCUGAUGUUAAACAUGUGCUCUGCGAAAAUAAAUUCCUCCAACAGAUUCCCAAGCGGUUUCCCGUUGACACAACCCUUCUAGAUCUGCGUAAAAAUGUUUUCAAUGCCAUACACAAAGGGGCCUUCUCAGAAAUGAAAAAUGUGGCAUCACUUCAUCUUCAAGAUUGCAAGAUUAAUGAAAUUCAACCUGGAGCUUUUGCAGGCAUGAAAAAUCUAGUUUAUCUCUACCUAUCGCACAAUCAUCUCUCGUCUAUUGACCCUGAAGUCUUCAGGGAUGCCCCAGUGAUUGGCUACCUUUACUUAGACCACAACAGAUUUACUAGGCUUUCAAAGGGGACCUUCAAAUUUCUUCCCAAUCUCUUUUCUCUCCACAUGCAGUACAACUCUAUCAGUUCACUCUCUGAUAACCUUAUGUCUGGGGCAGACAAGUUGCAUUGGGUCUAUCUGACAGGCAACAAUAUCAACUACAUUGCUUCAUCAGCCUUUAAAAACACCAAAGAUUUAGAAAAACUAUAUCUGGAUGAGAAUCUACUAAUGGAGGUGCCAACGCAAACUCUUAAAGGACUGCCUCUUCUAAAUGAGCUUAGGCUAUCCAAGAACCUCAUCAGAUCGAUUGGAAAUGGAGCUUUCUUACCAGUAUCUCGUUCACUACAGCACCUGUAUCUCAAUGACCUUGGCCUGGAACAGAUUUCUAGUGGUGGAUUUGCUGGACUGGGACAGGAAAUUAAAAGUCUUCAUCUAGAUAACAAUAAACUGCAGAACAUUCCCAACUUGAAGCCUUUCACUGGACUAGAAGUCAUAAAUUUAGCAAACAACCCCUUCAAUUGUGACUGCCGUCUGCUACACCUUCACAAGUGGAUCAACAGCCUAAAUCUAAAAGUGGGGGCAACAUGUGCCGCUCCAAGCAGUGCAAAGGGACAGAAGGUCAGAAAUGCACCAUUCUCAAAAUGCCCUGGAAAUGAUGCAGAAAAAACAAACAAGAAAAAGAGGUCACAGCAUGUUCCGAAAGCCAAUCAAAAAACUAAACGUGGCUGAAGCAGCAGAGGAACCUAUAUGGUCAUACUCAGUUAUAUUACAGCACAUUGUACAUCUCCUGCAUCUUUCACUGGUACUUAAUAGCAGCGUCAAAGCCCUUUACAAGGAGAAUUACUGCAUGCAGAAAACAAUGCGGAAGUGAACAAGACAGCGGGCUGGCUUUUCUAAACAUUGGAGGAGUCUGGGUAUUUUGUUAUGCUCAUAGCAGAUCAUUAAGUUUAACCCUUUCCUCAAAAGAUUUACUAGUUAGCAUCUUGAUCUGGAAGGAGAAAAAUGGCUUUCUAACUAAAAUAUGGCAAAAAUAGAUCAGGCUGUAGAUGAGAAACUUUAUUAUAUUACUUUAUUAAUGCCAGUAGCCAGUAUUCUCUCACUAGCUUAAGACAUCUAAGACAUCUUAUCUUCUCUUGAAGCUAUUUGUCUGCCAUUAGGAAGCAUCAAGGAAACUUCACAGUAAAAAACCCCCUUUCUGCACCUUCCUUCUUUCAGUGUAAAGGUAUGCCCUUGUGUCUUUCAUUAUAUUAGUCGGAGAAGCAAAGAUGCAGGGGUCAUCAGGUAGCAGAUUCAUGCAAGAAAAUGCAGUUUUGCACAAUAAUAUAAUAAUUAUCCAACCCAAAUCCAGCCUUAUAAUGUGUAUUUUGUUCUAUCAAGUUAUGGAUACAUUUAUAUAUUGUAUAUCUGGAAUUAGCAUAGUAUACUUUAACUUAAACAGUUGCUUUCAUUGAAACCUAACACUUUUGAUUUAAAUUGCACGCCAGCUUGUGGAUAAGGGGCUGUCAUUUUGAUAUUAAACCUUUAUUCCAUUUGUCAGUAUGAAACUAGUAUAGCCAGGCUGGCAUUUUAGUAUUUUGAUGUAGAAAGGGUCAUAAAAAGAUAUUGUUUAACAAAAAAAAAACUGCAUAAGUUAUGUUAUAUAUUUCUAAAUAGUGUGCUUGUUUUUUUUAUAUGUAUAGUUUUAUUAAAGGAACAAAACUUAUCUUAAAGGGCUGCUUUGUUGGUGAUAAAAAUGUUUUAGAAUGUCAGACUAUAUAUCCAUAUUCAAAGCAAAGUAUAGAUCUGUUUUGCCCAGUGCUAUUUGUUUUUAACAACAUUUUUCAUUGUAAUGCAUGUGGUAACGGCAAAACAGGAAAACUUAAUCUCUCCAUGACAACAGACAUUUCUUUACAUAGUAGAGCAAUACCUCCUUUAUAUUGUGCACUCCAUCAAAGCAGUGCCAUAUUGUAAUAGUUGUAACCUACUCAUUAUACCAGAAAUUUGUUUUAAACUGGAAAUAUACUUUGCCUACCUCUUCUUUUCAUGAGCAAAGAACUUCAACUGACUUUGUACUUUCCUAUGGAUAACACUGCCUAUUAAAAUGCAAUGUUUUCUUUGA
This is a messenger RNA of Xenopus laevis (African clawed frog), 3637 nucleotides long. RefSeq names its product chondroadherin like L homeolog (gene chadl.L). The record is from RefSeq and is a predicted model, not a curated record. The transcript is spliced from 5 exons. Gene Ontology annotation, cellular component: plasma membrane; gel phase of interstitial matrix. NCBI's taxonomy places the organism in Eukaryota, Metazoa, Chordata, Amphibia, Anura, Pipidae. The coding region runs from base 109 to 2268 and encodes 719 amino acids.